AACCAGUGAAGGAUCUCUGAAAUUACAUUAUUUAUUGUCGUCAAGUUGUGAAUUCAAAACUAUGCUAGCUAGUCAUAAUUCCAUCUCAUUUUCCUUGUCCAGAGUCGGCUUUGCCUUUCUUUCUUCUAGCACUGUAUACGUGUUGUAACAUACAAUGGGUUGGGCUUGCUGUACUGUUCUUCUGUAUCUUGUUCUUUUUUCCGUCAUAGUUCUGGCCAACGGUUAUCUGACUGUAAACUCUUCUACUACUUCAUGGACCAACAGAGAGCCUGUUGGCGAUUUACUGAAAGCUGAUGCAACAAUUAUACUUGCCAGUAGAUCCUUCGGUGAUCCAGACUAUGGACAUGCUUGUUUUUGUGGCUUCUUCUGUAAUCAAACGUGCAACAGUUCUCGCUUUGCCACUUUCCUUCUCAAUGAUGAUCCACAAGUACUAUGGUCUGCCAACUCAAAGAAUCCUGUUAGCAUUAGUGCGACUUUAAAGCUCAAUUCAGAAAGAGGUUUGGUGUUACAAGAUGCUGAUGGAACGGUUGCUUGGUCCACAAAUAUCAGCAACAAAUCUGUGGCUGCCAUAAACUUAACCGACAAUUGCAACCUCAUGCUAUUGGAUGAAAAUAAUGCUACAAUUUGGCAGUCUUUUGAUCACCCAUCUUGGCCAACUGACACGUUGUUUUCUGGGCAAAAGUUGGUGCCAGGACAGCAACUCACAAGUGAAGGAGGACUGUUUUCGCUCUCUAUUACCACUAGAGGGUUGUUUGCUUAUAUCAAUUCUAAUCCUCCCCUAUGCUAUUGGUCUUAUCUACCAUCUCUUGCUAACAUUAUCAGUUAUGUUCAAUUUGAUAGUUCUGGCUUAAUAUACUUUACUGGGACAAAUUCCUCAUUUGUUAUUUUAUCCAAUCCUACAACAUCAUCAUUUAUGCAGUACAUGAGAUUGGAGCCUGAUGGACACACGAGAGUUUAUCAUCAGGAUUGGCAAGAAGUAGAUGAUCUUUUCCAAAUUACUGAUUUAUGUGCUUACCCUACGGUUUGCGGCAGUUAUGGUAUUUGUAUAAAUGGCGGAUGUAGUUGUCCUGGACCCAUAAAUGGGACAAGCUACUUUCAACCAAUCAAAGACAGGCGGCUUGACCUUGGAUGCUCCCUUGUUAUUCCCUUGUCUUGUGAUGCUUCCAAAAAUCAAAUUCUUUUAGAGAUCCAGAACAUCACAUACUUUCCCCUUUUAGAUACAUCCAUCCCAGAAAUAAAUCCUUACUACCAAAAUAUAAGUUUAAGGACUUGUACAGAGGCAUGCUUAGAAAAUUGUUCGUGCAAAGCUGCUAUAUAUUAUUCCAGUGGGCGUUGCUAUUUACAAUCUGAAAUUUUUUCACUUAAUGCCAUUACCAUAGAAAAUACCAACCAUAAAGUAUACAUUAAGGUGCAGAAUGUCCCAAGUGCAGUUCCUCCUCAACAGCUGACAAACCAUGGAAAGAAUAAACAUCCUCUUGGAAUAAUAAUGGGAUCCAGCCUUGGAUCUUUGCUUGUUUUGUUUCUAAUUGGACUCUUUGUUUUUCGAAUUUGGAACAAGGAAGAUGCUGAUGAAGAUGAGGAGUAUCAUUUGGAUCAUGUACCAGGAAUGCCCACAAGAUAUUCUUAUGAUGAGUUGCAAACCAUAACAGAAAAUUUCAAUAAGAAGCUCGGUGAGGGAGGAUUUGGCACAGUUUUUGAAGGGACUCUAAUUAACGGCACUAAGGUUGCAGUGAAGCGUCUUGAUGGUUUUAGUCAGAUCAAAAAAUCAUUUUUAGCUGAGGUUGAGACAAUUGGUAGCACUCAUCAUUUCAAUUUGGUAAGACUGAUUGGAUUUUGUGCUGAGAAAUUUCAUAGGCUUCUUGUUUAUGAAUACAUGCCUAAUGGGUCUUUAGAUAGAUGGAUAUUUCACAAAAAUUCAGAGAUGCUACUUGAUUGGAAACAUAGAAAGAAGAUCAUCAUUGAAAUAGCACGGGGGCUAACUUAUUUACAUGAAGAAUGUAGGCAAAAGAUAGUUCACUUAGAUAUAAAGCCCCAUAACAUCCUCUUAGAUGAGAAUUUUAAUGCAAAAGUCUCUGAUUUUGGAUUGUCUAAACUAGUUGAUCGUGAGCAAAGCCAAGUUGUAACGACUAUGAGAGGGACUCCUGGCUAUAUGGCUCCAGAAUGGUUGAGUUCAGUAAUUACAGAAAAAGUUGAUGUAUAUAGCUUUGGAAUAGUACUUAUGGAGAUAUUGUGUGGAAGGAGAAACCUUGAUCAUUCUCAACCAGAGGAAGCAAUGCAUCUACUUGAUCUAUUCAAGAAAAAUAUUGAGGAGGACCAAUUAUUGGAUUUGGUUGAUAAGAACAGUGAAGAUAUGCAAUUGCAUGGAGAAGAAGUUGUUAAUAUGAUGAGGGUUGCAGCAUGGUGUUUGCAAAAUGAUUUCACAAAGAGGCCUUCUAUGUCCAUGGUGGUUAAGGUCUUUGAGGGUGUUGUGAAUGUUGAAUCAAACCUAGAUCAUUUCUUCUCAAAUCCACCUUUACUAAAUGCAAGAGCUGGAGUUGAUAACCAAGAAGUGCAUGCUUUUGCUGCUACUCCAUUAUUGCCUUCAGUUCUAUCAGGACCACGAUGAUAAUUCACUAUACAAUCUUUUGUUGCUUGAGAAAUGAGAUUGCAGGUAUGAAGGAGUAAACUUAGCACCUUCCAAGAAAAUAGCCACAGGAGCCAACAGGAUAAAAGAAAUAAUGGUUAAUAC
Messenger RNA from Quercus lobata, 2728 nucleotides. RefSeq names its product G-type lectin S-receptor-like serine/threonine-protein kinase SD2-5. Lineage: Eukaryota; Viridiplantae; Streptophyta; Magnoliopsida; Fagales; Fagaceae. The transcript is spliced from 2 exons. Bases 155 to 2605 code for a protein of 816 amino acids. The record is from RefSeq and is a predicted model, not a curated record. Gene Ontology annotation, biological process: protein phosphorylation. Gene Ontology annotation, molecular function: ATP binding; protein serine/threonine kinase activity.